Schistosoma haematobium is the source of this 4052-nucleotide messenger RNA. RefSeq names its product Rab interacting lysosomal protein-like 1. Gene Ontology annotation, molecular function: protein dimerization activity. Bases 2150 to 3454 code for a protein of 434 amino acids. Lineage: Eukaryota; Metazoa; Platyhelminthes; Trematoda; Strigeidida; Schistosomatidae. The transcript has 8 exons. The record is from RefSeq and is a predicted model, not a curated record.
AAUAAUUCUUGCACAGUUGACCUUGAGUCUUAAUGAAAUUUUGUUAUGAUCCUUUUGAAACCAUACACUGUUAAAAUCAAAGAGCCAUUGACUGCCUCUAAACUAAAGAAAAAUAUUUCCAAAACCUAAGUAAUUUGUCAACUUACGAAAUUUUCGCGGACUUAAUAUCUCAUCAAACAUUUCGACUAGGAAUGUUGUAACUCGGUUUAUGCGAAAAGUACCUCAAAAGUUCCUAAAACUUGUAACUAUUUCAAGAUAUUGGACAGUUAUGUUUGCAAGCUACACUAGGGUUCUUGAAUUAUUAGUUUACAAAUUAUGUAUGUGAACUAUCUAUUUCCAUUCUGCCUAAUACCAUCGAAAGUACGCUUUUUGUGUUUCUCUUGUGGUAUGAGAGAUAUAUGUCAAAAAGCAUCUACUUAUUCAAUAUGUUUGUGCAGUUGAUCACAAAUCCAAUGUCAUCCAUUAUGUGGGGUGGGACUCAUCAAUCAUCUUAUUAUUAAGUAUACCGAGCUACUCGUGAUUUCAUAUUUAACGUCUCACGUCUUGAACUCACCUGUGACAAAUGAAGUUGUUUGUUCUGAAUUUCUUUUAAUCUUUGACGUGCGUUCUAUAAGUCUGGGAACAUAUUGCUUCCAAUUUUUGAUAAGUACGACAUUGUUGCACUAAAUGAAACCAUCAAAUUUAGUGUUUGAAGAAAUAUUAAGUAAUCCAGUUCUUGCGAAACUUGAAUGGUUUACUGCUGUUAGUUCAUCUCAGGACCAAAUAACACUCAUUCGCGCCCAAUCCUCAAGUUUGGCUCAACGACGAGUACAAAAAUUUGCAAACUAGUUAGACUUUCGUGUUUGUCAUUGGCUUUCUUUUUUUCAAGUAUAAAAUAUGCUCCGAAUGAUCCCAUUUUAUGUGCUCUACUUAUUUGACUGGGUUUUUGAUUUAGUUUUAUAAACAUGCUAACUAAAAGAAUUCUUAGAAUUAAUAAAUCAAAAGUAGUGGAAACUGAGACCGGUUUGCUUUUCAGUAGGUUUUUACAAACAUGGUUAGGGAAAUCCUACUCACUGGCUUUACGUGUCAAGUUUGUUGUUCACGAAGUUUGUAGGACGAAAAGUGAAUGUCCAGCGCUUGAACCGGGUUAGUAGGUACGGAAAAUUAACCUAAGGGAGUCGAAAACCCCUGAUUCCAAACCAGUGGUGCAAGUGGGCUUCAGGAUCCUGAGGGAGCAAAUGGUGUAUGAACCUGUUCCUGGUCAUCGGAUAUCAUGUGACUACAUCUAAUGUUGCUCUACUGCCUUAUGGAUUGGAUCUCUAGGUCAAAGACUCGGUGAUUGGCCCCUUAAGAAAACCACCUUUGGUUUGUGCACUCAGGGAGUAUUCCGGCCCACAAACUAACUUAAUGUUAGCUACUUUUUGUGGCGCAUAUAUAUUUUGGUGCCAUUUUGUACCAAUGUUUUUGUCUAACUAAAUAAAUGAGUAAUAUGCUGUUACUUUAUAUUAUACUAUAAGUAUGAAUCAUAAUCACAAAGAGCAGAAGACAUUUAUGUUAAAAGUAUACAAAAAUAGGUGCGUGCAAAGUGUCGCUGGCCUUUAAUGGAACUACUGAGUUAACAAUAUAACGUUGUAUUUAAUUCUAAGUAAAUGUGUUUAGUCAGUCAGUGAUCUUAUGAAUUUACAUUAACUGACCUGAGUAAAGCAUGCGCGUUGUCUUAAAAAAAACAGGAUGUAGUCAUCUAAAUGGGUCUAUAAUCAGAUUGUUCUUCGAGAUUAGGGAAGAGGAUCGGUUGAUGGUGGGUUCAUAGAAAUGUUCCAAUGAAGGGACACAUUUUUGUAAACGUGAUUCUUAUUUGAACACUAGGUUAAUUUGUUUUAGUUGUAUGUGUAUUGUAAAACACACUAAAUCUGUAGUUGUCUAACGUUUGUUUAAAAGCAUUUGAACACAUUCAGUAAACUAGUUACUCACUCUUGUAUGCUAAGUAUAUUGGACAAGAACUAGAUACGUUUCUAUAAGUAAAUAAUUUCUCAUAAUAGAUGCUUAUUUUAAAUGUGAAAUUAUAUCUGAUCGAAAAUUCUUACUCUACUUUGUUUAUGACUUCUAAUUAAUAUAAUUUAUUGUUCAUAUCACUGUUUAGAACUUUAGAUUGACUCAAAACCAAUAAACAAUGUUUACUACAAUGGAUGUAUAUGAUGCAGCCCUAUCUAUCGGUCGUGAAUGCCAGUUAAUUGUUGAUGAGUAUGGUGAUGAUGUAUUAAGAGAUUUAAUGCCGAAAAUUGUCUAUAUUUUGGAAGAAUUAGAAGCUUGUACUAGUUAUUGUGAUAAAGAAAAGGAAGAAAUUGCACGCCUUCAAACAGUUGCAGAUGAACUUCGUCAAGAUCAGAAAUCUGACAUUAUACUUAAAGAUAAAUAUGAUAAAAGUUUGGAACAGCUUGAACAAAGUUGGUAUUGUGAAAGUCAAAAGUUAUUGCAAGAAAUUGCUGAAUUAGAACAAGAAAAUGUUCGUUUAACACAUCAUUUAAUUUCUUCUUGUCAUAAAGAGGUCAGAGAACAGGAAGAUCCCAAUAUCUUACAAAAUUGUGUAAUGUGUGAUGAAUCAAAUAUUAUAUGUCCAACAUCUCACCAGUCAAAAGUAGGUGCUUUUUUAUUAGCCACUGCAAAGUUGGGUCUUAAAGGUGUUUCAGCCAAUCUUGACACGGACAAAAUUUAUGACAACUUAAAAAUCAAACCUAGUGAGGAGGAAUUAUCUGAUAUGAUGUCUAGUUUACUAUUGGAGACGGAAGAAAGAAUACAGUUAACUGAACAAGAAAAUCGUGCAGCUGAUCUCCAACUUGUUCAACAACUAAAAGAAUGUGUAGCGAUUAAUUACAAAACUGCACGACAAAUUCGUCGUGAGUUAACUGAAGUUGGCGCUUCAUUAGAUGCAUCGGAAGAAGAAGUUUGUCGUUUAGCUCGUCAAAGCGGUCAAUUAUUGGCAUCUUGUGCCCCUCAUAGACGUCAAACUGGUCAAUUGGUGUCAGAAAAAGCCACACUUGAAACACAGUUAUGUGUAAAAGAACGAGAAUUGGCUAAUUUACUGAAAGAUUUAUCAAAUAACGAUACGCUACAUAAUGACCAAUCUGGAAUAAUGUCGAAUACAUGUGAAUCAAUACUACAACUACCUGCUGGACAAGGUUUAGAAUCAAUUAAUUUUGAACAAGAAUCAAAUACUACUAAUAAAUAUAUCUCUGUAGAAGAAUUACGUUAUCUGCUACAUGAACGAAAUGAACUUAAAUGUCGACUAAUUGAAUUGGAAGAAGAAUUGAGACUGUUAGAGUUAGAAAAUCAAAAGGAUCCAGAAGUAGAAGGACCUAUGUUGCCUGAACCACCUGAAAAACUUCGUCCAAAUAGGACAAACCGUUUAACUAUAAAAAUGAUCUUUGAAAAUCUUCUUCAUCAUUUAACUGAACGUGCUACAACCAUAUUAUCAUGAAGCUGGUUGGUUGGUUAUUAUCAUGAAUAAUAUUCCCUACACAAGAUUCUUUUGAGCUAUUAUGCUCAUUUAUGAUCCUAUUGACUUUUGUUUAUUUAUCUUAGGUUGCAUAAUACACAAUAAUUGUAAUAAGACUCAUAAUGAUAGAUAUAUAUAUGAUUGUAUCCGUCUGUGUGAUGUGUGUGUGUUUGUGCAUUUCAUUUGGAGUUGAUCAUUUUAUGCUUUCUAUGUUUUAGUUUCUAUUGAAUUAAAAGAAAAUAUUCAAUUGUUAUUUUUUGAAUUUUAUUAUCAUUAUUCAUAAUAUUUUGUUUCUUUUUGUGAAAUGUGUUUGUAAAAUUGAUUAAUUUUGUUUUUAUUAUUUUACAUCGGUGAUAAAAUUCAUCUAUUUUACUAAUACUACUUUAUUUUAAUUGUCAGUAGUCAUUCUAGUCAUGAAUUAAUUUAUUUGUGAUUUAUUUACUGUUUUGUAAUUUGUUUCAAUUCUUUUUAAAAAGAAGUUCUAUGUUAUUUAUUACUUAAUCUAUAAUUCAUUAACUCAUAUAGGCGCUUUUUUUGUCUUAUUCAUUUAAAUGAAUAAACUGAAUAUAUUCAAAUUAUU